Sorghum bicolor (sorghum) is the source of this 2349-nucleotide messenger RNA. RefSeq lists its product as uncharacterized. The annotation marks the transcript as partial. The transcript is spliced from 3 exons. Gene Ontology annotation, molecular function: zinc ion binding; nucleic acid binding. The record is from RefSeq and is a predicted model, not a curated record. NCBI's taxonomy places the organism in Eukaryota, Viridiplantae, Streptophyta, Magnoliopsida, Poales, Poaceae.
AUGACUAUUGAGCAGCUUAUGGGUAUGCAAGCUAAUUUGAUGCAAGCCAUGAUGAACCGUAUGAACAAUGAACCAGUAGCAGCACCACCGCCGGUUCAAGUCCGUGACAAGCGAGGGGAGUUCUUGAAAGGACGCCCUCCGGUGUUCACCCAUGCCUCUGAUCCACUGGAGGCAGACGACUGGUUAAAAGCAGUCGAGAAGCAGCUGAACAUUGCCCAAUGCAGCGACCUGGAGAAAGUGUUGUACGCAUCAGGUCAGCUGCAAGGACCUGCACAGGAGUGGUGGGAGUCCUAUCAAUAUGGACGCCCGAACAAUGCUCCGCCAGUCACCUGGAAGGAGUUUACGGAAGGGUUCAGGUCCCAUCAUAUUCCAGAGGGCCUGAUAGAACUAAAAGCAGAAGAGUUUCGGUCUCUCAAGCAGGGAUCAAUGUCAGUCAGUGAGUAUCGUGACAAGUUUGCACAACUGUCACGAUAUGCUCCAUAUGAGGUGGCCAGGGACUCUGACAAGCAGCGUCUCUUCCUGAAGGGUCUGUAUGAUGGACUGCAGCUGCAGCUGAUGAGCAACACCUACCCUUGCUUCCAAGAAUUGGUGAACCGCGCUAUUGUCAUCGACAACAAGCGCAAGGAGAUGGAUGCAAAGAAGAGAAAGCUCCAGGGGCAGCCGUCGGGCAGCAACACUCGCCCACGUGCGUACCCUCAGCAGGGAUUCCCUCAGCGCAGUCAAGGACCACAGAAUCAGUGGAACCGUGGUCAGUUUCCUCAGCGUCCCCAGUACUACCAGCAGCACAAUCACCAAAACCAACAACGUCCCCAGCAACAGUAUGGCAACCAGAAUCAGCAACGCCCCCAGCAUCAGGUCAGCAAUCAGGCACCACGCCAAGGAGUGCCCAAUAAUGCUCCUGGCAAGAGUGCAGCACCCAGCGGCAAUCCCAAUGCCUGUUACCGCUGCGGAGAGGUGGGACACUAUGCCUACCAGUGCCCCAAGAAGCAGAAUCCACCAGCCCAGCAAAAUCAGAACAACAAUCAGAGGCCUGCUCAACCUCCGUUCUCUGGGAAAGUAAACCAUGUGUCCACUGACACAGCUCAGGAAGCACCUGAGGUUAUGAUGGGUGGGGAUAGAAUAAGUGUGGAUGUGGCAGUGCAGCCUCAGCCGACUGCUACAGUGAAUCAGUUGAGUGGUGGUAAUCAAGAAGACCAGGUGGUGGACGAGUUCCCCGAUGCAAAAAGACCAUAUAGAAUGGGGGUAAAUGAAUUAGAGGAACUUAAGAAACAGCUUAAGGAAUUGCAAGAAAAAGGGUUUAUUCGUCCUAGUUCUUCACCAUGGGGUGCACCAGUAAUCUUUGUUGAUAAGAAAGAUGGCACUAGGAGGAUGUGUGUGGAUUAUCGGUCAUUAAAUGAAGUCACUAUUAAAAACAAGUACCCAUUGCCUAGAAUAGAUGACUUAUUUGACCAAUUGAAAGGAGCAUGUGUAUUCUCCAAAAUUGACCUUCGAUCUGGCUAUCACCAGUUGAAAAUCCGUGCAACUGACAUACCUAAGACAGCUUUUACCACAAGGUAUGGCUUGUAUGAGUAUACAGUCAUGUCAUUUGGGCUGACCAAUGCACCUGCAUACUUCAUGUAUAUGAUGAACAAGGUGUUCAUGGAGUAUUUGGAUAAGUUCGUGGUAGUGUUCAUUGAUGAUAUAUUAAUCUUCUCCAAAACCAAAGAAGAACAUGCUGAACACUUGAGGCUGGUCUUGCAAAAGCUUAGAGAGAAUAAAUUGUAUGCCAAGAAAAGCAAGUGUGAGUUUUGGUUGGAUGAGGUCUCAUUUUUGGGACAUGUGGUCUCUAACGGUGGAAUAGCCGUAGACCCCAGUAAAGUGCAGGAUGUGCUAAAUUGGAAGCCUCCAACCAAUGCUAGUGAGAUCCGUAGCUUUUUGGGACUAGCUGGUUAUUAUAGGAGAUUUAUUGAAGGUUUCUCUAAGUUAGCAAAGCCCAUGACAGCCCUACUAGAGAAGAGUGCCAAAUUUAUUUGGUCAGAUAAGUGUCAAGAAAAUUUUGAGGAGCUAAAGAAAAGGUUGACCACAGCCCCCGUGUUGACCUUACCAGAUCUGAGCAAAACCUUCUCUAUUUAUUGCGAUGCAUCUCGCCUAGGCCUUGGCUGUGUGCUUAUGCAAGAAGGAAGAGUAGUGGCGUACGCAUCCAGGCAGUUGAGAAAACAUGAGCUGAACUAUCCUACUCAUGAUUUGGAGCUAGCUGCCGUGGUUCAUGCUCUGAAGAUUUGGAGGCAUUAUCUAAUUGGACAUAGGUGUGAUAUUUAUACGGAUCACAAAAGUUUGAAGUAUAUUUUCACACAGUCAGACCUGAACCUA